This is a messenger RNA of Nerophis lumbriciformis (worm pipefish), 2415 nucleotides long. NCBI's taxonomy places the organism in Eukaryota, Metazoa, Chordata, Actinopteri, Syngnathiformes, Syngnathidae. The record is from RefSeq and is a predicted model, not a curated record.
AUGUCUUCACCACCGGUGAAGCCCUGUCCCCAGUCUGGACUUUCAAAGGCACUGGACUCUCUGUCCAUGUCUUCUUUUUUAUCUGGAGAAUUAGACGAGGAUGGGCCGGACGGAGGUCGGGAAGAAGAUGGUCUUAGAGACCUGGAAGUCAAUCCAUAUGAUGGCCUGCCUUUUUCUUCCCGCUACUACACGCUACUGCAAGAGAGGCAGCAGCUUCCAAUAUGGACGCUCAGACAGAAUCUAUUGGAGUGCCUGGAGAGUCACAACAUGGUGCUGCUCAGCGCGCCCAGCGGAGUCGGAAAAAGCACGCAGGUGCCACAGUGGUGUGUGGAGUAUGCUUUGUCCUAUGAAUUUUCUCAGGGCCUGGUGUGUUGUUCGCAGCCUUACUCGGUGGCAGCGGUCAGUCUGGCCUUUCGUGUGGCCGAUGAGAUGGACCUCAGCUUGGGCCUGGAGGUGGGCUACGGGGUGGCUCAUGAUAACAGUUGUACACCGGACACCUUACUCAGGUUUGUCAGCGAUACUCUCCUGCUUGAGGAAAUGAUGUCCGAUCCGUUGCUGCAUCAAUAUGGCGUCGUGGUGUUGGACGAGCUCCAGGAGCGCACCGUGGCAACGGACGUACUGCUCGGCCUGCUGUGCGACGUCUGCCGUCAGAGGCCGGAUAACUUCCGUGUGGUUCUUCUGACUCACCCGAGUCUGACUCCUCGACUCGCUUCCUUCUUGGGCCCAUCUGUACCUCACCUCUACUUGGGAAAGCUUUUCACUGAGGCAUCUUCAAAUGGACAAGAACAGGAAAGUGCGGUAGAGGAGGAGAGGAACUCUAGAACCCUGAAAAGGAUGGAGAUCAUGUACCGGGAGCUUUCACCUGGGAAGGAGCCUGUGGCUACUGCAUGUCACAUGGUUCUAGAUCUUCACCAAAGAAGAGAAGAGGGCGAUAUGAUGGUGUUUCUUGCUAGUGUACAGGAAAUAGAAGAGUGUGCUGCACAACUCGAGGCCGCGCGUGUAGGCCUGAGUCCUCAACUUGGUUCACUCAAGAUUCUCCCGCUCCACACCGGACUAGGUGGGCUGACUCAACGAGUGUACAACACAGAAGUGUCUACGCACAGGGAGAAUGACGGGACGGAGGGAAAGGACAGCACAACGUUGGAUGCUGAUGAUUCAGGCAUUCAGAGAAAAGUGAUCCUCACUAACGGCCUGGCUGAGGCUUCCUUCUCACUACCUGCCAUUCGCUAUGUGAUAGAUACAGGCCUUCAACUCAAAACUGUUUACAAUCCUCAAAUAAGAGCAAACUCGCAGAUCUUGAAAACAAUCAGCAAAACACAAGCGGACAUGCGAGCUCAAAGAGUCAAUAGCAACCUUCCUGGGCUGUGUUUGCGCCUAUACCCCCAGUCUCUGUACGAUGACGGCAUGGGGGAAGCUCAUUGUCCCGGGGUCAUGGAGGAAAAUCUCAGCCACCUAGUCUUGUUGCUCAAGAGACUGGACAUUGCCGACAUGGGUCAAUGCAAAUUCCUUGACAGACCAGCCCCUGAGGCUUUAAUGCAGGCCUUGGAGGACUUGGACUACCUGGCAGCACUGGAUGACGAUGGUAACUUAUCAGAAGUAGGCAUCAUCAUGUCAGAACUGCCACUGGAACCACAUCUGGCUAAAGCCCUGAUCGCAGCCUGCGAGUACGACUGUGUCGAUGAGCUGCUCACGAUAGCCGCCAUGCUGACAGCUCCAUCCUGCUUCCUGAGACCAGAACCGAGCAAAGAGGAAGCUGCAGUUGCUCAAUGGCGACCUCUAAUGCACAAUGAAGGCGAUCACAUGUCUCUCAUUAACAUUUACAAUGCCUACAUCAAACAUAAUCAGGAUGAGGUGUGGUGCGCGACACACUUUCUGAACCACGUGGCCUUGCGCCUGGCCGGGGUGAUCAGGGCCGAGCUGCUGGAGGUCAUGCAGCGAAUAGAACUUCCUGUGUCACAUCCUGCUUUUGGGUGCCAAGACAACUGCACAAAUAUCAAGAGGGCUCUCAUCUCUGGCUUCUUUCUCAAAGUAGCUCAUGAUGUGGACGGUUCUGGUAACUACCUCCUGUUAACUCACCGGCACGUGGCUCAUCUGCACCCUCUCUCUUCCUACCUGUGUCGGCAGCCUCGCCCCACGCCUCCAUCCUGGGUUCUCUACCACGAGUUCACGAUUUCCUGUGAUAACUGCAUUCGCAUAAUAUCGGAGGUCCACCCGAACAUGCUGGUGGAGUUAACACCUCAGUACUUUUUGGGAAACCUGCCCUCAAGCGAUGGCAAGGAACUGCUCAUCAAGCUGAGGCAGAAUUUGGAGCCUUAUGAACGAGAUGCUCACGGAAGGAAUCCCGUAGACGGGAAUACCGAUGGAACGGGCGAGACUCAAUAUCAGUCUAGCACUGAGAUGUGCGUUGUCCAAUGA